UACUAACUGAGGACUGUAUGAAGUUGUCACGGUGCACUUGUCGCAUGAUGGCGCAACAUGUUGUCUGCUCAAGCACACCGGCAGCUCUUUUAUUACUUGUUUUUGUGACAUCCAAUUUAGUAACCGUUAAUACAUUUACAAAAGUGAAAGUAUCUGAUAAUUUAAGUGUCAAGUCAGUGGAUGUCUUAAUCAGGAAAAAAUCUUUUACGGGAGAGAACGUGUCUUCUAGUUCAGGUUUCUUGAUUGAAAUUCUUGGCACCGGCCUCGAGAAUAAUGUCUCAUUACUCUGGUCACGUACAAUUGAUAACUGCGAUUCAGAAAACAAAUUAAGUGCAAUUUGGAUCUCACCGAAUGGCAGUCGUGCGAUAUAUAAGUUCGACAAAGUUCCUAAUUUUAAGGUUACUACGAUCUAUUUCUGUCUAAAGAUCGUCAGCAUAUUCGGUGAAAUAUGGACCAAUCUUGGAAGCAAUUUUACUAUCAGGUCUCCAAUACAAUCAAAAAAAUAUUUUCGUACAAGACGUGACACUUUCAAUUUAUUACCUACUGUCAAUGAUGACCCCGAAAAUCUAUUUACUCGGCAAAUUCAUACAGAUGUGUUUAUUGAGGGUCUGAGAAUAGAGACAUCAGCAAAGGAUCCUAGUUAUAGGGAAGAUGGUAUUCCAGAGAUACUUGCUGGCAGUAAGGCAGUCAUAAGAUUAUUUGGUUUUGGUUUCACAGAAGGUACUUUGAUUACUUUUACUGAUGAACCAGCCAAAAGGGGUAGUAUCUGCGAUAAGAUUAAAACCAAUGAAUUUUUAAUACAAAAUGUAAGAAAUAACACUGCAACUAUUGAUGUGGUAUUACCUCUUGGUUCACCUUUCUUCAUAUGUGUAAAACAACCAGUAUAUGGAGAGGCAGAUCCAAACACUUUACUCUUUAGACAUCAAGGCACUGAAUCAUGGCAAACUAUAUAUACAUAUGAAAAAUUUUUACCACUUUGGCUUAGUAUUGUAAUUAUUUUCAUGUGUCUUACUUUUUCUGCUCUAUUUUCUGGUUUAAAUUUGGGAUUAAUGGCAAUGGACAGAACUGAGUUGAAGAUACUUUGUAAUACUGGAACAGAAAAGGAAAAACAAUAUGCAAGAACAAUACAACCAGUGAGAAAUCAUGGGAAUUAUUUGUUAUGCUCAAUUUUAUUCUCCAAUGUUUUGGUGAAUUCGAUCUUUACUAUUUUGUUAGAUGAUUUAACUUCUGGAUUAGUUGCUGUUAUUUGCUCUACUUUAGCUAUUGUAAUUUUUGGUGAAAUUUCGCCACAAGCUAUUUGCAGUAGACAUGGAUUGUGUAUUGGAGCAAAAACUAUUUAUAUUACCAAAUUAACUAUGGUAUUAACAUUUCCAAUGAGUUAUCCUAUCAGCAAACUUUUAGAUUUCCUUCUUGGAGAAGAAAUUGGCAAUGUAUAUAAUCGUGAGCGGUUAAAGGAACUUGUGAAGGUAACAACAGGAUAUAAUGAUUUAGAAAAAGAUGAAGUGAACAUUAUUGCUGGGGCAUUAGAGUUGCGAAAAAAAACUGUUAAGGAUGUAAUGACAAAAAUUGAGGAUGUAUAUAUGUUGGAUUAUAAUGCCAUUUUAGAUUUUGAGACAGUAUCAGAAAUUAUGAAAUCAGGUUUUUCUCGUAUACCAGUAUAUGAAGGUGCAAGAACAAAUAUUGUUACAAUGCUUUAUAUUAAAGAUCUCGCAUUUGUUGAUCCAGAUGAUAAUAUGCCACUAAAAACUUUAUGUCAAUUUUAUCAAAAUCCAUGUAACUUCAUUUUUGAAGAUGUUACGCUAGACAUUAUGUUUAAACAAUUUAAAGAAGGUCAUAAAGGACACAUGGCAUUUGUUCAAAGGGUUAAUAACGAAGGCGAAGGCGAUCCUUUUUAUGAAGUAAUAGGAUUGGUUACAUUAGAAGAUGUUAUAGAAGAAUUAAUUCAAGCUGAGAUCAUGGAUGAAACUGACGUCUUUACGGAUAAUAAAUCUAAGCGCAGAAGACAAGCUAGACAUAAAAUACAAGAUUUUACCGUGUUUGCAGAGAAGAAAGAAAAUCAACGAAUUCAUAUAUCGCCUCAAUUAACAUUGGCUAUGUUUCAGUAUUUGUCUACAACUGUAGAUGCUUUUAAGCCCGAUACAAUAUCGGAAACUAUUUUGCGUCGUUUACUUAAACAAGAUAUUAUUUAUCACAUCAAAGUGAAAUCACGCGAAAAAGCAAGAAAUGAUCCCGUAGCGGUAAUUUAUCAACAAGGAAAAGCGGUCGACUACUUCGUCUUAAUCUUAGAAGGUCGAGUUGAAGUUACAGUUGGAAAAGAGAAUAUGAUGUUCGAAAGCGGCCCGUUUACGUAUUUUGGUUCUCAAGCACUUACUGUCAAUGUUGGAAUUGCUGAGUCACCUACCAAUACAAAUCCUCAAACGGUGGGAAGUAUACAAUCGAUCAAUUUAGAUUCUAUGUUACGGUAUACAUUCGUUCCUGACUAUACGGUACGGGCAGUCACGGAAGUGUUUUAUGUCAAAAUUAAAAGAUCUUUAUAUUUGGCUGCGAAACGAGCCACACUUCUAGAAAGAAGUCAGAAAGAUUCAUUACCCGGUCAGGAACAACAAUUUGACGACGAAGUAGAAAAGUUACUACAUUCUUUGGAUGAAGAUGAUCGUAGUAUGCCAGAAUCUCCGAUAUUGCCUGUUGACAAAGAAAAAGAAAGUAAAAAGGAGAAGGAGAAAGAGAAAGAAAAAGAUAAUGUGCAAUCUCCUAUUCACAGUGCAACUGCUCCAACUUCACCCGCUCCAGUCAGUGCUAAUCCAAUUACACAUUCGAAAUUCAUCUCAUUAUAUAGUGAUCAUAAUGGAAAACUUAAAAAUUCACCAGUAAAGACAACAAUAAUCAGUCCUGGUCAGGCACAACCUAAGUUAGAUUUAAAUACAGAGAUUCUGGCUCGUCAAGAAGCAAACAGAGCUAUAUCAGCAAAAAAAUUAAUCGAAGAAGAAGAAAGAACGAAUCUCCUGCCUAAGCAAGAAGACUCUUAACGUUCGGAAAAUAGUCGACAGCAUUUAGUGAGUCGACAUUAACACUGCAGGUAUUAAACAACGAAGAGCAGGAAAAACCUCUAUGACAUACAAUGCUAUCAUGGCAUUAGGUACUUAACAAAUUACUUAAAUAUUUAUCGCGAAACAAAUUGAUAGUUGAUCUUGUGUAUUUUAAGUUUCAAAUAUUUGGGUUUGUGGAAACCACCCACUAUGUCCUACAUAUAUAAAGUUAGUACGCUCAGGGAAAGUUGCCAAAAUUUCAGAUACUCAUAUAUCUACAUUUGACUCUUCUUGUAGUCUACGUAAACAAUUUCAUACGUAAUUAAAAUUUAAUACACUUUUAAUCAAUAAAUGUUGCAUAAUUUUUUAUAGAUAUUUUAUAUUUUAAAAGAGCGGAACACUUACUGAAGAUUGUUUAUUCUCGUUAUUAUAGCAAACUUCAUUUUCUAUUGUUUAUCACAAAAUGCAUAUAUAUUUUUCAACUAUUCUUCUUGAACAUUUGUAAAUAUCACUAUACCAUGCAUUUCCUCAUAAGAACGAUACUUAAUGAUAUGUGCAUUUCAUAUUGAUGAAAUACACAUUUAUAUGACAUUUCUUAAUGAUUACAUAUGAAUAAUCCUGUUGUUAUGCUUAUGCCCCACAAAGCAAAUGAAGUUUUUAAAAAUUUAAAAACAAAGUAGCCAAAUUUAAAUGCAGUUGUAUAACUACAAUUAGUUUUUUACAUUUCUUACACCAUCAAGUCAACAAACUUUAUUCAAGGAUGUAUUUGAUUAAGAACGUGUUACAUUAGAAGGUUAAAAGAACUCUGAAUGUAUAAUUUAAUAUAUUCUUUAGACACAUAGAGUUCUUUGAAACGACACGUCAUUUUUCAGUUAUCUUGUAUUCGUUAAAUCAUAUUCCUUACACAAAUGUGAAUAGUGUAAAUAGAAGGAACAAAUUGUUCCCAUUUGUAAUGAAUUAUGAAACUCUCGGUAUAUAUGGUAUAAAAAUACUAUGUAUUUUUAUUCA
Messenger RNA from Bombus impatiens (common eastern bumble bee), 4034 nucleotides. RefSeq names its product metal transporter CNNM4 (gene uex). The record is from RefSeq and is a predicted model, not a curated record. Lineage: Eukaryota; Metazoa; Arthropoda; Insecta; Hymenoptera; Apidae. Gene Ontology annotation, biological process: transport; magnesium ion homeostasis. The coding region runs from base 18 to 3026 and encodes 1002 amino acids. Gene Ontology annotation, cellular component: plasma membrane. Gene Ontology annotation, molecular function: transmembrane transporter activity. The transcript has 14 exons.